AUGGCAACCGUGUUUCACCGAAAUCCAGUUGGAGAUAGGGUAGAUGCGCUCCACAAAUGGUCUGAAGAGAAGCGUGCAUUGGUACUUGAAAGGAUGGCACGCAUUCUUGAAGUUCAAAAUCCCGCUGAACAAAAUGAAGUCCUUUCCAUUGAGACGAUCAAGCAGAUGCAGCCGCGAAAGCAGAUUCAUGAGAUAAAGGAUUUCCUUCUGACUGCCAGAAGGAAAGAUGCGCGUUCCGUGAAGAUCAAGAGAAGCAAGGAUGUUGUGAAGUUCAAGGUUCGCUGCUCCAAGUAUCUCUACACCCUUUGUGUCUUCGAUUCCGAGAAGGCUGACAAGUUGAAGCAGUCUCUUCCACCAGGUUUGAGCGUGCAAGAUCUUUGAGCUAGUGGAGUUGCUGUUUCAUUUAGUAGCUGUUAGGCAAUUGGAAUCCGCUGUUUUUGGUUUAUCAAGUUUGCAACUAGUGGAAUGCUUUGUACUCUGUUUGAACGUCAUGCUUGAAAGAUACGAUUUUGCCCCUAAACUCUUAUUGUAUUUGAUCGUUUAAUAUUAUGACACAUUUAUCAUGUUUAUUGAUGA
Messenger RNA from Beta vulgaris subsp. vulgaris (sugar beet), 576 nucleotides. RefSeq names its product 60S ribosomal protein L38. NCBI's taxonomy places the organism in Eukaryota, Viridiplantae, Streptophyta, Magnoliopsida, Caryophyllales, Amaranthaceae. Gene Ontology annotation, biological process: translation; protein-RNA complex assembly. Gene Ontology annotation, cellular component: ribosome; cytosolic large ribosomal subunit. The record is from RefSeq and is a predicted model, not a curated record. Gene Ontology annotation, molecular function: structural constituent of ribosome.